AUGGCAGCACAGAAAGACGUCCUUUACCUGGUAUUUUUAGCGCUGGCUGUCCGGACUGUCCGUCUUCAGCUGACCAGUGGUGAUGACCAGGGCUGGGCUUUUAUUUGGGAUUACAAUGGGCGAGCUGAGCAGGUUUACUACGAUACUAUGGUGGCCAGGUGGAACUAUAACACCAACCUUACACUGGAGAACAGCAGGAAACAGGAUGAAGCCAACUUCAUAGAGGCACACUUCGACAGGCAAGCGGCACAGAUUGCCUCAAGUUUUGACUGGCAAAACUUCAACAACGCGACAUUGAAGAGACUCUUCAGAAAAAUCACACUUCUGGGAACCGCCGUUAACCAUAUCGAGCAGGCCAGGGAGGCCAGGGAGUACAACAACCUGCUGACUGAGAUGCGUCUUAUUUACUCCACUGGGAAGGUGUGCGAGUAUCACAAUCCGACAUCAUGUUUGGUGCUAAAACCAGACCUUAGUGACUGCCUGGCUGACUCGCGUGACUACGACCGGCUGCGGUUCUGCUGGGAAGGCUUGAGGGACGCCGUGGGCAGGCAGCUGAAGGACAAGUACCCUCGCUUCGUGGAACUCAGUAACGAUGCCGUCCGUCAGGGAGUUCCAUAUUGGGAAGACACGGGUGCGUACUGGCGCUCCUGGUACGAGACAGCUGACUUCCAGGAACAACUGGAGAACCUGUACAACCAGCUCACGCCUCUGUACAACAACCUGCACGCUUACGUCAGGAAGAAGCUCAGGGCUACAUACGGACAAGACAAGAUCAGUGCCACUGGGCCCAUCCCUGCUCAUCUUCUAGGUAACAUGUGGUCCCAAUCCUGGGCCAACAUCUACAAGCUUGUUGAGCCCUACCCUGGCAAGACAAGCAUCAACGUUACAGCCAAGAUGUUGUCAGAUGGAUGGACAGUAGAUCGGAUGUUCAGAACAUCAGGUGACUUCUUGAAAGCAAUGGGCUUGAUUGAGAUGCCGCAGAACUUCUGGGACAACUCCAUGUUCGUCAAACCGGCAGACAGAGAAGUGGUCUGUCACGCGUCCGCAUGGGACUUCUACAACGCGCAUGAUGUCAGGAUUAUGAUGUGCAGCAACGUCAGUAUGGAAAACCUGAUCACCAUCCACCACGAGAUGGGUCACAUCGAGUACUAUCUACAGUACAAGCACCAUCCCGUUCCGUUCCGGCGGGGAGCAAACCCAGGCUUCCAUGAAGCGGUGGGAGAUUUGCUGGCUCUGUCCGUGGCCACUCCGACACACUUACAGGGAAUCGGCCUCUUGGAUACAGUGGAAGACGACAACGAAUCUGACAUCAACUUCCUGAUGAGUAUGGCCCUGGACAAGAUCGCGUUUCUGCCGUUCGGCUACCUGAUGGACCAGUGGAGAUGGGCGGUCUUCAACGGCUCUAUCACUCCGGCAACCUACAACCAGGAGUGGUGGAAACUCAGGACUCGUUACCAGGGCAUCGUGCCUCCCGUUCCCAGGAACCAUGACAAAGACUUUGACCCUGGUUGCAAGUACCACAUAGCCGCCAACAACCCUUACAUAAGGUACUUCGUCAGCUCUGUGCUGCAGUUCCAGUUCCACCAGGCCCUGUGUCAGACUUCCGGGCACACCGGCCCGCUGCACAAGUGUGACAUCUCUGCAGGGACACAGGCUCACAGGGCAGCAGCAGGACAGAAACUAGCCCGAAUGCUCCAGAUGGGUGCCAGUCAACCGUGGCCGGACGCCAUGGAGGUGAUCACUGGCCAAAGGACGAUGUCAGCUCAGCCGAUCGUGGAGUACUUCCAACCACUCAUCACUUGGUUGGAAACACAGAACGUCGGAGAGACACUCGGCUGGGACGAAAGCUGGACUCCUACUUACGACUGUGAGGCGGCUGACGGGUUCACCUGUGCGGAUGGAUCCGGAUGUGUCCGGCCGGGGGACCGCUGUGAUGGAGUCACCGACUGCGCCGACAUGUCUGACGAACUGAACUGUUCCAUCGACGAGCAGCAGGCCUGGGACUUUAUCUGGGACUACAACGCCAAAGCUGAGCGGGUUUACUACGACAGUGUCGUGGCGGCGUGGAACUACAACACAGACCUGACACAGGAGAAUAGCCAGAAGCAGGUAAGACUGGGGAUGGCUCCUCCCGUGGCGCACUGUGGGAUUUCAAGGUUGCCUGUUUUGUGCCUCAGGGGGUCACCGAGUUUGGCGCCGGUGGAGGGGCUAUGUUUGGAGUGCCCUAAGCAGGUCUUGAACUUGAAAGAUCCAACUUAACCCAGUAAGGAGAGAAUUUAUC
Branchiostoma belcheri (Belcher's lancelet) is the source of this 2281-nucleotide messenger RNA. Its product is annotated as angiotensin-converting enzyme-like. The record is from RefSeq and is a predicted model, not a curated record. Gene Ontology annotation, biological process: proteolysis. Gene Ontology annotation, cellular component: plasma membrane. The coding region runs from base 1 to 2259 and encodes 752 amino acids. Gene Ontology annotation, molecular function: protein binding; peptidyl-dipeptidase activity; metallopeptidase activity. Lineage: Eukaryota; Metazoa; Chordata; Leptocardii; Amphioxiformes; Branchiostomatidae. The transcript is spliced from 14 exons.